Messenger RNA from Daldinia vernicosa, 3892 nucleotides. RefSeq lists its product as uncharacterized. Gene Ontology annotation, molecular function: SNARE binding; zinc ion binding. The coding region runs from base 707 to 3568 and encodes 953 amino acids. The transcript has 3 exons. Gene Ontology annotation, cellular component: COPII vesicle coat; endoplasmic reticulum exit site. NCBI's taxonomy places the organism in Eukaryota, Fungi, Ascomycota, Sordariomycetes, Xylariales, Hypoxylaceae. The record is from RefSeq and is a predicted model, not a curated record. Gene Ontology annotation, biological process: endoplasmic reticulum to Golgi vesicle-mediated transport; COPII-coated vesicle cargo loading; intracellular protein transport.
GUGGAGGGGGUUCUCCCCUCCGAAGGAAAUAAGCUUUUAGGUCUUUACAUUAGGUAAGCAUGCAUAAAUCCAUAUUGUUAUCUUAUCUUGGCCUUGGCAUAGAAGGAAGCUUGGACCAAGAUCGAAUAAAGCUACUAGUAAUCCGUACUAGCAUUACCUAACCCGCAGCCUGCCAGCCCGCCAGCCCGCCGCCAGCUUCACCCACCAUUUUGUGCAAUCUGUCGAAUCACAGCGUCAUUUAGCUUGUGAAAUUGACAAGUUGCUGAAUUCGGGUAACAUCUAUCCUAUCGCCAGUGUAGUCCAAAAUGAUGAUCUUAUAAACCGCAAUAUUUACGCCUCGUGUUUUUCACCUUUCCCUUUUUCGCAUCCUACUUCGUUCCAUCUAUACACGUCCCGUUAGCAGUCUCCAUCCCUUUUCGUCUCUGCCUUUUUAAAAACGUGGCCUCCGAGAACCACCCCAUCCUCUAUCGAUUCGUGUCCACAAGUUCGAGCCCUUAGGUACCUAGUCUCACCACCACCACCACCACCACAUAUCUGGCUUCGACACGACGAGAUAUUCCUCCUACGUAAUCUUAUAUCUGGUGCGCACUGGGUCAUUAGAACGCCCGCAGAAAAUACAAAAUCAUUGAACGCAAGUAGGAGGAAGACGAGAUUAGGACAGGCCAAGAAACGAGAAUAUCACUGAUCAGUGACCCGUUGCGCCAACAUGGCUGCCCCCAAUGACGGCUACGGCCAAUACCCACCGCAGGAGUACGGCCAGGAGGCACCAUACUCAGACCAGCAGCCUGCCGGCUACGGAGGACAGACGUCUCCCCCUCCUCAGGCCACAUCGCACCACGAUGGAAAAAAGAAGAAGAGGGGCUAUGCCACUCAGGCGUUCGAGUUUGGAAGCGGCGCGAACGCUGGCGCUACUGGCCCAACACCCGGCGGCAUAUCGCCUGGAUACGGAGGUUCUGUUCCGGGUCCUCAACCCUCUCCGGGCUACGGGGCUGGCAGUGCUUAUCCUGCCCCGGAUUUCCAACAGGGUGGUUAUGGCUCUCCCGCACCCGGCCAAGCACCAUACGGCGCUCCCCAGCAGACAGGUGCUCCCCAGCCAGGGUUAGGUGGCUACCAAGCUCCCGACCCAUACUACCAGCCGGGAGUCGGACAGCCACCUCCGGGAGUGGCCGGCAUAACUCAAGGGAUGGCUGGUAUGAACAUGGGGCCCGGUCCUCAGCCCGCCGUUCAGCAACCUGCUCAGCAAGCUCGGGUCGCCUUAAACCAGCUCUAUCCAACCGACUUGCUAAACCAACCAUUUAACGUGUCAGAAUUAGAUUUACCCCCUCCCCCUUGCAUCCUACCACCAAAUGCCAGUGUCACCCAGUCCCCAGAUGCGAACUGCCCUCCUAAAUAUAUCCGGUCGACUUUAAAUGCAGUCCCUACUACGCACUCCCUGCUUAAGAAGUCUAAAUUGCCGUUUGCCCUCGUCAUUCAGCCGUAUGCCGCCCUUCACGACAUCGAUGAUCCUGUACCCGUUGUUCAGGAUCAGGUUAUAGCCAGGUGUCGGAGGUGUAGGACUUAUAUCAACCCCUACGUGAUCUUCCUGGACCAAGGUCACAGAUGGCGGUGUAAUAUGUGCAAUCUUACCAACGACGUGCCGCAAGCCUUUGACUGGGAUGCUGCCGCUCAGAAGAGCGUCAACCGAUGGGAUAGAUACGAACUGAACCACUCCGUCGUCGAAUUUGUUGCGCCUCAGGAAUACAUGGUGCGUCCUCCGCAACCGUUGGUGUAUCUGUUCCUUUUCGAUGUUAGCUACGCUGCUGUCUCUACCGGUCUUCUUGCUACAAGUGCGCGUACUAUUUUAGACAGCCUCAACAGGAUACCCAACGCCGACCGACGAACCCGAUUAGGAUUCAUCGCAGUCGACUCGAGCUUGCACUAUUUCUCUGUCCCCAAGGAUGACGACGAAAAUGCGGAGACAUCUAUGCUGGUUAUCAGCGAUCUGGAUGAGCCCUUCCUGCCAGUUCCUCAGGAUCUCUUGGUCCCCCUGAUAGAAAGCCGAAAUAGUAUUGAGAACUUUCUGGCCAAGCUUCCCGACAUGUUCCAGAAUAACCAGAGUAAUAACUCGUGCAUGGGAUCUGCCCUGAGGGCUGGCCACAAGCUCAUCUCGCCGUUAGGUGGCAAGAUCGUGGUGCUCAGUGCUUCGUUGCCGAAUUUGGGAGUAGGAAAGCUGGAUAUGCGGGAAGACAAAAAACUGUUGGGUACGUCUAAAGAAAGCGGGCUCCUCCAGACCGCAAACAGCUUCUAUAAGUCGUUUGCCGUCGAGUGCUCCAAGAAUCAAGUUUCUAUCGAUAUGUUCCUUUUCUCCUCGCAAUACCAAGACGUGGCUUCGCUUAGCAACCUUCCCCGAUAUACCGGUGGCCAAACCUGGUUCUAUCCCGGAUGGAAUGCGGGCCGUGCCGAGGACGCAGUCAAGUUUGCAUCGGAAUUUAGCGACUUCCUAUCUUCGGAAAUUGGGUUGGAAGCAGUGCUUAGAGUGCGAGCCACGACGGGCUUGCGCAUGAGUACAUUUUAUGGAAACUUCUUCAAUAGGUCUUCAGAUCUAUGUGCCUUCCCGGCUUUCCCCCGCGAUCAAUGCUACGUCGUUGAGGUGGCUAUCGACGAGACUCUGCAGAAGAACUACGUUUGCUUACAAGCCGGUGUCUUGUACACUACAUGCAAUGGUGAACGGCGUAUCCGUGUCAUGACGCUCGCGAUCCCCACAACAACCAACCUCGCGGAUAUAUAUGCCUCGGCGGAUCAGUGUGCGAUUACGACAUACUUCACUCACAAGGCUGUCGAGAGAGCUCUCAGUAGCGGUUUAGACGCCGCCCGCGAUGCUCUCCAGAGCAAGCUCAUCGAGCUUCUCCAGACUUUUAAGAAGGAACUAGGAGGUGGAAGCAUGGGCGGUGGUGGGUUACAGUUCCCUGCCAACCUGCGUGGCCUCCCGGUGCUCUUCUUAGGCUUGAUCAAACACGUCGGUCUCCGAAAGUCGGCGCAAAUCCCGUCAGAUCUCAGGUCGGCGGCUCUGUGCCUACUAUCUACGUUACCUCUGCCGCUUCUAAUGCAGUACAUUUACCCUCGGCUAUAUUCGCUACAUGAUAUGCCCGAUAAUGCCGGAGUUCCCGACCCAGAAACGAGCCAGAUUGUCCUCCCACCGCCAUUAAACUUGUCGUCAGAGCGAUUCGUUACCUACGGGCUAUACUUGAUCGACGAUGGCCAAACGCAAUUCCUAUGGGUGGGUAGGGAUGCAGUACCCCAACUAUUGACGGACGUAUUUGGUGUAGGGGAUCGCACUCAGCUACGUGUCGGCAAAGGCUCGAUUCCAGAGCUCGACAACGAUUUCAACGAACGUGUCCGAGCCGUAAUUCACAAGAGUAGGGACCACCUAUCACGCGGGGUUGGUAGCAUCAUCGUACCACAUCUAUACAUUGUACGGGAAGAUGGCGAACCAAGUCUGAAGCUCUGGGCGCAGACGCUGUUAGUAGAAGACCGGGCAGACCAAGGGAUGAGCUUCGGUCAGUGGAUGGGAACGCUAAGAGAAAAGUAGUGGAACAACGACCUAUUAAAAUGGCAAAGGUAUGGCAUUGAGGAGUUGCAAGACCAGUACGAACGACUCCACGGAUACGGAUAAAGAAAAGGCCUUGGAGAAAAAGGAAGUAAAUCGAAGCAACGCCAGCGAGUCGUUGACUUGGAAUCGACGACAUGUCAACUAGCGCCUCCAUCAUGUUAAGUAAGCUACCUAACCUAGCAUUAAUAAGCCUUACAGCGGCUUUAUUUUCAAAGUCAGUGGGUCGAUUUUGUUCUCAGGUGUUCUCAGGUCCGUUUCAUACGGCCGAAUUAGGUCUAAUACGUGACCGAGUGGGCUGCGGAC